Molecule: messenger RNA, 966 nt
Organism: Caenorhabditis remanei
Lineage: Eukaryota; Metazoa; Nematoda; Chromadorea; Rhabditida; Rhabditidae
Exons: 3
Coding region: 1-966 (321 amino acids)
Biological process (GO): tricarboxylic acid cycle
Cellular component (GO): mitochondrion; succinate-CoA ligase complex (ADP-forming)
Molecular function (GO): succinate-CoA ligase (ADP-forming) activity; succinate-CoA ligase (GDP-forming) activity
Source: RefSeq, a predicted model, not a curated record
AUGGCGACAACAUUGGCAUCGGCGGCCCGUGCGGCUACUCGCGCUGCAGUCACUCGUAGUGUGUACAGCGACACUCGCAAUAAUUUGAUGAUCAACAAAAGUACCAAAGUUAUCGUUCAGGGAUUCACCGGACGCCAGGGAACUUUCCACAGUAAGCAGAUGCUCGAAUACAACACCAACGUUGUCGGUGGCGUCUCCCCAAACAAAGCUGGACAAACGCAUCUCGGACUCCCAGUUUUCGGAACCGUCGCUGAAGCAAAAGAGCGUACCGGCGCUGAUGCCACUGUUAUCUACGUGCCCGCUGCUGGAGCGGCACGUGCCAUCCACGAAGCAAUGGACGCUGAAAUCGGAUUGAUUGUGGCGAUUACUGAAGGAAUUCCACAACAAGAUAUGGUUAGAGUCAAGAAUAGACUUUUGAAGCAAAACAAAUCCCGCCUCCUCGGACCAAAUUGCCCGGGAAUCAUUGCUUCUGGUGACUGUAAGAUUGGAAUCAUGCCAGGACAUAUCCAUAAGAAAGGUUGCAUCGGAAUCGUGUCCCGUUCUGGAACUUUGACCUAUGAAGCUGUCCACCAGACGACUGCUGUCGGUUUGGGACAGACACGUUGUAUUGGAAUCGGAGGUGAUCCAUUCAAUGGAACCAACUUCAUCGAUUGUCUCGAAGUGUUCUUGGAAGAUAACGAGACGAAGGGAAUCAUUCUCAUCGGAGAAAUCGGAGGACAAGCUGAAGAGCAAGCAGCAGAUUUCUUGAAGUCUCGCAAUUCGGGACCAAACGCGAAGCCAGUUGUAUCAUUCAUUGCCGGUGUCACUGCUCCACCAGGACGUAGAAUGGGACACGCUGGAGCUAUCAUUGCUGGAGGAAAGGGAACUGCUGGAGACAAGAUUGAAGCUCUUCGAAAUGCGAACGUUGUUGUCACUGAUAGUCCGGCAAAGCUCGGAGUUGCCAUGCAAAAAGCGCUGCUUGGAUAG